UUAAUCUUACUUCUUAGCGUUCCAUAACUGUCAUUCAUACACGUACACAGUACAAUAUACAUGUACAAUGCAAUGGCGGCUCAGCAUGUGUCUUGCGGGCGAUGCCUCGGCUGUGUUCCCGACAUCUCAAAUUCGAUGCAGCUGGCAUCAUAUGCUGGAUUUGACUUUGUGGCUAUGCCCAUCGUGCAUCCAAGAUUCAAGAGAGAGUUUGUAGAAGGAAAAGCCAAAGACAGAGUGGCAGCAUUUGCAAGAUCAGACUUACUGUUACCAAGCCAAGAUUGGAGCGCCCUGGUUGUUGGAAAGCUGUCGGAAUGGCUUCAGCCAGACUCUGAGAAUGCUGUAGUUCGUCAGAACUCCCAGGUUGCCCUGAUGCAGGAGUUGAACUAUGCGGCCCAUCUGAGUCUACCAGCUGUCCUGGUGCCCUUGAAUAACAUCAACUGUGUUAACUUGGCAAGAUGCCUCUACAGCCACAUGCAGGGUCAUAGCAAUCACCAGGUUUGGAUCCAUGUACCAAUCCAGGCUCCAGGGACUAUGACAGAUGACCUAGUAGAAAACCCUUCAUCGUUUGAUGAAACAGAGAAAGACAACGAGCCUUGGCAUUGGUGGAAUACACUACGGCGGGCUUGUAACCAUCACAAGCGGCUUGGUAUAGCUCUUGAAGCGACAGCAGACCUACCAUCACAAGAGAUUAUUGAUAGGUGGAUGGGUGAACCAGUCAAAUGCGCCAUCUUCUCCACAUCUCUCUUCCUUACCAAUAAGAAAGGGUUCCCUGUACUAUCUAAGGCUCAUCAGUCAUUGGUAAUGCAGCUAUUUAGGCUCGACGUCCAGAUGAUGAUCAAAGGCACCAAUAGGCAUCCAGAUAAAGGAAUCAAGGCUUACCAGCAGUACAUGGAACACCUCUACCAAUCCCAACCACCUCUGGGAGGAGUUGAUGCUUUCGCCAAGGGUUACGAAGACUACCUACAGUGCCCUCUUCAGCCCUUGUCAGACAACUUAGAAUCCCAGACAUACGAGAUAUUUGAGAAAGAUCCUGUGAAGUAUACCCGCUACCAGGAAGCAGUCUUCAAAGCUCUGAUAGACUCUGUCCCAGAGACACAAAAAUCAACAACAAAGACAAUAAUAAUGGUUCUGGGAGCUGGGAGAGGCCCUCUUGUGACAGCAUCAUUAAAGGCAGCCGAGCAGGCUGAGAGGAAAGUCCAUGUAUAUGCCGUAGAGAAAAAUCCCAACGCAGCUGUAACGUUAUUCACACUGAAGGAGGACAAAUGGGGUGAUCUAGUAACGGUCGUUCAGACAGACAUGAGAGAGUGGAAGGCACCGGUGAAGGCAGAUAUCAUUGUCAGUGAGCUCCUUGGCUCAUUCGGAGACAAUGAACUCUCACCAGAGUGUCUAGAUGGAGCCCAACCAUUCCUUAAAGAUGACUGUAUAAGCAUUCCAUGUAAAUACACCUCGUAUCUUAGUCCUCUUAUGUCUCAUAAACUCUACAAUGAAGUCAAGUUAUGUAAGGAAAAGGACAAAAAUCCAGAAGCCCACUUUGAGACACCUUACGUAGUCCGUCUACAGAAUGUCACGGUCCUUGACAAGCCGCAAUCAGUGUUCACCUUCACUCAUCCGGCCAAGCUACCGACAGACAACCAAAGAUACAAGCAUUUGACCUUUGACAUCAAGGAGGAUGCAGAACUUCAUGGGUUUGCAGGGUAUUUUGAUACAGUGCUGUAUGGUGACAUUAUGCUCAGUACUGAACCAAGCACAUAUUCAGAAGGAAUGUUCAGCUGGUUCCCCAUAUUCUUUCCACUAAAAACUCCUAUUCAUCUAAGAGCCAACUCAAAGGUGACUGUCCACUUCUGGAGGAACGUCCGAAGCCGCAGCGUAUGGUACGAGUGGUCACUGACCGAACCUGUGGCUACGCCUAUCCAUAACAUCAAUGGCCAAUCAUACACCAUCAGCUUGUGAUAAUGCAUUCAAUGCUUUGCCUAUCAUAGUAUUUAAACCUUAAUAACCCUAUUCCUGUAUUGGAAAGGUCAUUACUUAUUCCAAUCAACUGCAGCUUGAUUGUGGAGUACAAGGAAACCCAGGAGUCCCACUCUGCUAGAUAAGAUCUCCCAAUGAACAUUCUCUUAGAGCACACCUCACUUGUACGAUGCCCACUGAAAAUACAGGACAACUCCCCCAGGAGGACAAUGCCACUGGAUAAGACUCCACAGUGAAUGUUCUCUCAGCGCACACCUCACUUGUACAAGACCCACUAAACAUACAGGACAUCACCCUAGGAGAGAGCUUUACCAUUAGAUAAGAUUAUCAAAAAAAAUCUUCCCCAUACUUCACUUCCUGAAAAGACAAACUUACAAGUGUCUUCUAGGGGAGGUGUCCUAGAACCAUGUGAUAUUUACAAGAGCCAUGCAAGAACAAUCCUUUGAUGUUAUUCAUUGCACCCUUGUUCUGGAGAUGUGUUGAUUGUAAGGUUGCAAUUGAUUUGAACACUUGUGGUCGAUCCCAUCAAUUAUAGUUCUCUGUGAGACCGCUCCCAGAAGCCACAUCUGUGAAGUACUUUUCGUCUAUUUGUAAUCACAGUAGAAUAGCAAAUGAAAAUUCUUCAAAUUUACUUACAAUGUAAGAAACUUUGCAGGAUUAUAUAUUUUCUUUGAUAAUUGCCUAUUUGCCUACCAUAUCUAAACACACUCUCAACAAGUGAUAUGUGGAGUGUUUCAUGAAACAAAAUAGUCUGUGAAAUUCACCUACAUUUAUUUAUUCUGAACCGGUCAGAUGCUGGGAUUUCAGAAGCAUGAUAAGAGAUGUCAGUGAAAAGUCACUAUUUGUUUCAUAUAUGCUCCCCUGUUGUAAUCCCAUUGUUCUUCACUAUUCAGUAGGUUGGGAUUAGGGGAGGGGGGUGUUCCACAAUUGGUAUAUUCAUGCAUGGCUGUAGAUACACUUUUAUCAUGCUGAGUCAGAUGUAACAGCCAUAUUAUUUCUAGAUCUUGUGAAAAGGUGUGAGAGCAUUUGAUAGCACCUCAGUUCGGACUUUUCUCAAGUCUAUUGUGAGCAAAUAUGAAAUGUACAUGUACAUAUCAAAAUUUCAGUAUAUGUUUGAGGUACGGUACCCAUUUGCCACUCUAUUCAAGUUUAUUAUUGUUGUAUACCGGUAACUCUACGCACAACUGUAUAAAAUAUCCCUGGCAAUUAUCAACAUAUGUUGCAUUAUAUUACAACAACAUCGAUUUAUGUUGCAUCUGAAAGAUUUGUAAUCUUUCACAGAUUUAAAAUGAAUUCAUACAUAAUGUCCAUGUUGAUAUUUAUUAGAAUAAAAGUGAAUGGCUGUUAGGUUUAAACGUAUUAAAGGGAGUUGUAAAUCGUUUGUAUCCACUCAAACAAAUGCAUAUAAUUAUGGAAUUUUAAUGUAUUGACUUAGUGCACAAAAUUCCAAAAGCUUUUCACUGUAUUGCAAUAAAUCUGUGUGCAAGUGCAUCAAUGUGUAUUUGACAAAUGAUGCAUAUUUGUACCAUAUAAAGAACAAUUUUAUCAGCCAAUAAAAAAUGGGGAAAAAGCUGCAGUUAGGACCAAAUAUUCAAUGUGAAAUUUCUCCUAAUUCACAAGAUAAGAGGACAAAAUAUUAAUUGAAAACAUGUAAUUUAUGAACAAAAUACAAAGUCUGUGUGAUCAAAUUUUAUACUGCAACUUGAUGUUUUCUAGCUCUACAUGUAAUAUUAAAUAGACAUGCUCUGCUGUCGAUUGAUGCGAUCAUCAGGAUAGCAUAUAUGUUGCCAUUUAAAAAAAUGAAUGUGACUUACACUCAUGAUGUAAUCAUCACUCUUUAUGUAUCAAAUUCAGGGUCUCUGACCAAGUGGUUAGGGUAUAGUUAUUCUUCUUUACUCUUAGCUUGCCAUAGUGGCCCAAUGGCACUUCAUAUGCAUGAAAAUUCAAUAAACUUGGGAUCUAUUUGGCAUAUUAACAUCUAACUUGAGUUGUCACAACAAAGAAUGAUCAAAUCAACUUCUUAUUCAUUGUUAGUGUGAAGAGGUAGGGGUUUGAUUUACCCCUGUGUGGAACUUUGGAUUCAUCUUGAUUGAAUAUAAUUUUUUUUUUUUUUAUUGGUAUUCAGCAAGAACAUAUCCGAGAUGGGUAAACACAAAAGUAAGAUACAUGUACUUGAGCAUUGUUGCAGAUUAUGGAAUCCACAUGUGAUGUAUUCAAGAUGUUGAAAGUAAAGUUUGAGGACUUCUAGGAAAUGCGAAGACUUUAUUUCAUGAUGGAUUGUUAAUAACAACUGAGCAUACACACUUAAAUCAAAAUUGAUACAUUGCAUGGCUUGUCACUUGAUUUCAGUGUGUGUGCAACUUCCACAUAUUUUAUACGGUGAGCAAUUAGAUAACCUUAAAUUGUAUACUUAGAUGUUUUAUUUAAUUUACUGUAUACAUUCUACAAUAAAACAUGCAGGUUGUUUGGGCAUUGAAUUGGCAGUUUUAGAUAUUAAAAAUUUGGGUACUUGUCAAAAUAUGUAUAGAUAACCCUUCUCUUGUACACAAAAAUAUUUUUUUUUAAUUCUGAGAAUGGAUGUUAGAAAUAGUAAAAACUCACUGUGUAACCACAAUACAUAUCUUACCCUAGCCAAAUCACUAAGCCAUUUAUUGUAUGCUGUUUUCAUUACAUAAGUGGAUUGAGCAAGGAUGCUGACCAAUAAGUAUAUGUGACUUUGUGCGUGAAAAUAUGAAUACUCUACGACCACUAUAAUUCCUGCUAUAUAUCUUUGAUAUGGUCGCAUAAAUGUCUUGGUGUGCUGAAAAUUAUUCUUAAUACUGUCACAUGAUGAUCAAUGAAUAAGUUGAAAUAACUUAUUUUUUACAAAGAAGAUAAAUUUUCCAGUUGAUAUUCCAAAGUUACUCUAUAGUACACAAUACAGUGCUUCUGGGAUGAUUCAAUAAUAUUUAACAAUAUUAUUCUUUUUGUGAACAUUUUCAAGUGCAUCUAUUUGUCAAAGCCUUCAUAUUUUGUAUUGGUUUAUUUCUGGCUGAGUUUUGUUUAUAUUUUUCAGCUUUUUACAACAAAAAAGUGCUUCUUUCCACAUCCGUGAACUGUUUUAAUAUCUGCUGCAAAUAUGGCUUGAUUUUAUUUAGGUCAAUAAAAUAGUAACUAUGAUCGUA
Molecule: messenger RNA, 5132 nt
Organism: Lytechinus pictus (painted urchin)
Lineage: Eukaryota; Metazoa; Echinodermata; Echinoidea; Temnopleuroida; Toxopneustidae
Product: protein arginine N-methyltransferase 5-like
Exons: 13
Coding region: 61-1950 (629 amino acids)
Biological process (GO): peptidyl-arginine N-methylation; regulation of DNA-templated transcription
Cellular component (GO): cytosol; nucleus
Source: RefSeq, a predicted model, not a curated record